UAAAAUUUUGACAUUUCACAACACAAAGUGGAAUUUAUUUGCAAAGUUUAGAGAAUUCGUGUUUUGUAUGGGUUUUACGAUUAUACUGUAAACAAUUAGAAUUUUUCUAGUUUUUGCACUAGAUUUUACUUAGAAAUAAGUAUAAUGGCUGGCAUUAAAGGUUUGGUGUCUCUGGCAUUUGCGGGUUCGAUUGGAAUGACCUUUGUCAUCCUCGCAUGUGCACUCCCUCAAUAUAAAGUAUGGUGGCCGUUCUUCGUGGUGCUGUUCUACGUGCUGAGCCCGAUCCCCACAAUGAUAGCCCGCAGGCACACGGACAGCGCUGGCGGGGCCAACUCCCCGUGCAUGGAGUCCGCCAUCUUCCUCACCAUGGGCCUCAUUGUCAGCUCGUUUGCGCUGCCCAUUGUCCUCGCAAGGGCUUCAGUGAUCAUGACCGGCGCUUGCUACCUCACUCUGGCCGGCAACGUCAUCGUCUACCUCACCAUCAUCGGCUUUUUCACCAUCUUCGAUAUGGACGACUCAGAUUAUGCCAUGUGGUGAGAGAUCUAGAAACAUCUGUUGAACAACACGCAAUGAUAAGUCAAAGUUCUUUUGUAUAAGCUACGGUAAUAGUAUUGGCAUAAGUCUGAAGAUAUUGAAUAUUAGAUAAAUGGUAUUUGUUGUUGGUAUGUAGAUGUAUGAUUCUAUAGCCACCUGUUCUGUUAUUUUGGAUCAUAUGAUUUUAAUUAUAGGGAGUCUCAAAUAACAUACUAACAGGAAUGCUAUGAAAAUGGUAACAUUUUCAUAGCAUUGCUGUGUCAUUUAGGUUUCAUUUUGUUUUGUUAAUGCAUUUGAGAAAGAAAUUACAGUAGAAAAAACCACAAAACACUUUCUAUAAAGUGUUUUAUAUCAAAGUAAAAAAUCUUCUGUUCGAAUUGUUAUAAAUUUUUAUUAUUUUAUAAAGCUACUACAACAUAACUUAUUCUUAUUACCUACAUAAAGUUAGGAUCUAAGUAAGAUAUAUUAUGUAAGCAACUUGAAAAUGCUAAAGAUUGGAUAAAUAUUUUUUUAUUGAUCUAAAAUUCAUUUUAAACCUUACCUGUUUUAUUUAUUUUUAAAAUAUAGUUUUCGUACAUAUUUAUACAUUAUAAAAUUGUUGUUUUACCGAGUAGAACCUAACCAAAAACAUAUAUUAUGUAACUCAACACAUGUUAAGUACUAAAAACAUUGUUUUCUACUUUUAUUAGAUAAGUAUAAUGAAAAACUUUCAGAUUUCGGAUCUGUUUCAAAAUUUAUAUGGUAAGCUAUAGUUUCAAAUUCUUUAAUGUCUGCUAAUUUUGCUUUUCGUUUAGAAACCCAAAGUACUCUUUACUUUGUAAUUACUAUAGAUCUGUUAUAAAAUAAGUAUAUUUUACCAACCCUUCCUACUGCCAAUGCCAUUUGAAAUUAUUGAAACCUACAUUUCCCCAUAGCCUAAUUUUGCAGAUCAGUCCUUCUUUGUAUUUUUAGGUAAUAUUAAGCCAAUAAAAGUCCUGCAUAAAUAAAUGCUUUUGAAAAUUCAGUGGUACAUUCCUGUCUUAACAUGUGAAUUUGUGUAAAUAUAGCAUUAGAAUCAGGUCACAGAUUAUAUUAUUUACUUGCUUU
This is a messenger RNA of Plutella xylostella (diamondback moth), 1620 nucleotides long. NCBI's taxonomy places the organism in Eukaryota, Metazoa, Arthropoda, Insecta, Lepidoptera, Plutellidae. The record is from RefSeq and is a predicted model, not a curated record.